This is a messenger RNA of Knipowitschia caucasica, 270 nucleotides long. The record is from the annotation of a GenBank genome assembly. Lineage: Eukaryota; Metazoa; Chordata; Actinopteri; Gobiiformes; Gobiidae.
AUGCCAGAGGAGACGCCAGAGGAGACGCCAGAGGAGACACCAGAGGAGACACCAGAGGAGACACCUGAGGAGACACCUGAGGGGACAUCUGAGGAGACAUCAGAGGAGGCACCAGAGGAGACACCAGAGGAGACACCUGAGGAGACAUCAGAUGAGGCACCAGAGGAGACACCAGAGGAGACAUCUGAGGAGACAUCUGAGGAGACAUCAGAGGAGACAUCAGAGGAGGCACCAGAGGAGACAUUAGAGGAGACAUUAGAGGAGACAUGA